AUGUCAACGACGCUUUGCCAGAUGAUGGGAUUCGUCCUGUCCACUCUCGGAUUGGCGGGAAUCAUCGCGGCCACUGGGGUGGACAUGUGGAGUACUCAGGACUUGUAUGACAAUCCGGUCACAUCCGUAUUCCAGUACGAAGGGCUGUGGAGGAGCUGCGUAAGACAGAGCUCCGGUUUUACCGAGUGCAGGCCUUACUACACCAUCCUUGGACUGCCAGCCAUGUUGCAGGCUGUGAGAGCCCUAAUGAUCGUGGGCAUCGUCCUGGGGGCCAUCGGCCUGCUGGUGUCCAUCUUUGCCCUGAAAUGCAUUCGAAUCGGCAGCAUGGAGGAUUCCGCCAAGGCCCACAUGACUCUGACGGCCGGGAUCCUGUUCAUUGUUUCUGGUAUUUGUGCUAUUGCUGGAGUAUCUGUAUUCGCCAAUAUGCUGGUCACCAACUUCUGGAUGUCAACAGCUAACAUGUAUUCUGGAGUAGGCGGUGUGGUUCAGACUGUUCAGACAAGGUACACCUUUGGCUCUGCUCUGUUUGUUGGCUGGGUUGCGGGAGGCCUGGCUGUUGUCGGAGGGAUCAUGAUGUGCAUUGCUUGCCGAGGACUUACACCAGAGGACACCCACUUCAAAGCCGUGUCCUACAAUGCCUCUGGCCAUAACGUAGCCUUCAAGUCCGGUGGAUUCAAGGCUGGCACCGGCUACGCCUCGGAAGGGAAAAGCAAAAAAAUCUACGACGACAGUGUCCGCGACGAGGCAGGGCCCCGCUCCCACCCUUCCAAGUACGACUACGUGUAG
Tachyglossus aculeatus (Australian echidna) is the source of this 786-nucleotide messenger RNA. It is a transcript of the gene CLDN18, whose product is annotated as claudin 18. Gene Ontology annotation, molecular function: structural molecule activity. The transcript is spliced from 5 exons. Gene Ontology annotation, biological process: cell adhesion; bicellular tight junction assembly. The record is from RefSeq and is a predicted model, not a curated record. Gene Ontology annotation, cellular component: bicellular tight junction; plasma membrane. Lineage: Eukaryota; Metazoa; Chordata; Mammalia; Monotremata; Tachyglossidae. Bases 1 to 786 code for a protein of 261 amino acids.